Molecule: messenger RNA, 531 nt
Organism: Penicillium alfredii
Lineage: Eukaryota; Fungi; Ascomycota; Eurotiomycetes; Eurotiales; Aspergillaceae
Exons: 2
Coding region: 1-531 (176 amino acids)
Source: RefSeq, a predicted model, not a curated record
AUGGCGUGUCCACAUGGAAGGGAUUUGCGUCAACAGUUGACCCCUAUCUUUAGGGCCAUCGACACAGGAGAAAAGCACUUUUACUACUUUCGCCUCAAAUUUAGGAUCUGGGGCGCCUGCAAUGUGUGCAACACAGAUUUCCUGAUCGAGUUUCGUGAAAUCGACUCCAAAAAUGCUCUUUUCAUAACGAGAUGGGCCCUAGCCUUGACGAAAAAGACCCAUUAUGGACAGCUCACACCUACUCUCGCUAUACGCCCUGUGACAUAUGGCGGAUUUGAUCCAGAUUACUCCGUUGAGGCACAGAGUCCUAAGGCGCGCUUUGAGGAGACAGCGUCUCAGUCGUUGGAGGACCUACGCUCUCGCAAUCUUUCCUAUCUCCGAGACAGGCAGUACAGAAGAAUCAUGCGUUAUGCAAAUGAUUCGCGUGCCUGGCACAGUCCUUUCAGAAAACCCUCGACCAACAGAAUCGUUAAUUUUGGGCGGUGCUUACUAGGGCUUUUGGGAAUCUUUCCAGAUCCAACAUCAGCCUGA